UGGCGUUUACUCUCAUACCGUUACUGACAUCAUGGCGGGCCAGACAGUCAUUGCUGGAAUUGUGUGCCUUUUCGUCUUAACUCUCGCCUCCGAAAAACGUAUUUUGCUAAAUGACCCCGCGUAUGUGUCCCAGCAACUCACCCAUCUACAGUCGGAGCUACAGGAGCUACGAGUCAAGGCUGGAAACCAAGAGCAGACCGUGACCACUCUUCAACAGACCGUAUCUGACCUCCAACAGACCGUCACCAAUCAACAAUCUGUUAUCAUGAAAAUGGCACAGGAAAGUGGUAAAGGCGUGGUGUACAGCAGAUGGGGAAGGAAGGACUGCCCUGCAGGCAAUGACACACAGCUCGUUUACUCUGGGUUUGCUGGCGGUUCUUACUAUUCAUCCCCCGGCGGUGCAGCCGACACCUUGUGCAUGCCUCCAGAACCAGUUUGGGGGCCCAGUAAAAACAAAGCUGCACAUAUCCAAUCAUAUGUAUAUGGCGCCGAAUAUGAAGAUACAGGCAUGUUUGGUAUGCCAAACUUGAGCGAAGACGUGCCAUGCACAGUGUGCAGGAACACGGUCCAUUCUGUCAUCACCAUGGUUCCCGGCCGAGCCACGUGCUACCCGGGAUGGACAGAGGCUUUUCAUGGUCUCCUUACAGCGGGAAAUCCAGCGGAAUCAGCAGCCUCCGAGUACCUGUGUGUAGACGAGCACCCACAGGCGGUAUUAGGGGGUGGGAACACGAAUGAUAAUGGAAAAUUGUUCUAUGCCGUAUAUUCAAAAUGUGGAUCCUUGCCUUGUCCCCCGUACGAAGACGGAAAAACGUUGUCAUGUUCUGUUUGUAUGAUGUGAAUAAAGCAAUGCUUGCUACUUUGUUAAAGUCA
Messenger RNA from Mizuhopecten yessoensis (Yesso scallop), 870 nucleotides. RefSeq lists its product as uncharacterized. The transcript has 3 exons. The record is from RefSeq and is a predicted model, not a curated record. The coding region runs from base 32 to 838 and encodes 268 amino acids. Lineage: Eukaryota; Metazoa; Mollusca; Bivalvia; Pectinida; Pectinidae.